AUGGCUUCAUUAAUGCUGAAUAAUACUAGAAGGAUUACUUUAGAACUAUUAAAGAAUGAUAUUAUUGCCUCCAGUAUGAUUAAUCUUUCAAGAUUGCCAGCCUUCCUUGCUUCAAGGAAGUGCUGCAUGUCAAGUAAAACUGAAACAUUAAGAUAUCAAGAUACCCAGUCAACACACUCUGCAACUGUUCCUCAUAUUCCUGUCAUGGCAGAGGAAGUAUUGGAGCUUCUUAAACCAAAAGACAAUGAUGUAAUUCUAGAUAUGACUUUUGGAGGUGGAGGCCAUUCUUGUAAAAUUUUGGAAAGUUCUCCAGGCGUUCGAAUUGUCUGUUUAGAUAGAGACCCAGUUGCCUUCGAAUAUGCGAAAGAGUUACAAAGAAAAUAUCCAGAGAGGAUCCUGCCUCUUUUAGGGAAAUUUAGUGAGUUACCCGAGCUCUUCUCAAAACUGAAAUUGAAGAAAAACUUCUUUAAUGGCGUACUGAUGGAUUUGGGUGUGUCGUCAAUGCAAUUUGGUACUCCGGAACGUGGCUUCAUGCUUAGCCAGGAUGGACCUCUUGACAUGCGCAUGGAUAGUAAUCGAGAUCCGAAACAGAUGACGGCUUCUGAUAUAUUGAGUCACAUUGAUGAAGGUGCCUUAUACAAGAUUCUCAAAUAUUAUGGCGAAGAGAAAAAUGCUCGAUUGAUUUCUCGUGGUAUAGUUGAAUCACGUUACUUGUUCAAGAAGCUUCACACCACCAGAGAAUUGGCAGAACUUGUGAUGUCAUUGAUUGGAGAGCAAAAUAGACUAGACAGUCUACAGAGAUAUUCUCAUCCAGCAACCAAAACUUUCCAGGCACUUCGAAUCCUUGUAAACAAUGAGCUAAAUGAACUAGAUUAUGGCCUUCGUCUAGCUCAUUAUUAUCUCCAAACUGGUGGUGUUUUAGUGACUUUAUCAUUUCAUUCGCUGGAAGACACAAUUAUUAAGCGUCAUAUAACAGGUGUGGAUAUUGACAAGACUCCUGCAAGUAUAGGGUUAGGUGUAGCAAAACAUCGAAGUGCUUUAUCCACAUAUUCAGCCAUGGAAAUAAAAGACAUAAUGACUAAGAAUUGGACUUCAUUAAUAAAGCAUGUUGUCUUGCCCUCGGAGGAAGAAGUUGUAAACAACCCUCGAGCUAGGUCUGCCAAACUCCGGGCAGCUCUCAAGGCAUGAGUGUGCAUAAUGAACUCUUGGAAGGAAUUCAGAUGCAUCAAGUAAUACAUUACAGUAAGAGAAUAAUUUUAUACUGUGAAAUGUACUCUACAAUUUAUUUUUGGGACAAAAAUAAUGCAGAUUGAAACCUUCUUGUAUAGCAAUUUUGAUUGUAAAAUAAUUUCUUGAUAUGGAA
Messenger RNA from Procambarus clarkii (red swamp crayfish), 1363 nucleotides. Its product is annotated as probable methyltransferase-like protein 15 homolog. Gene Ontology annotation, molecular function: rRNA (cytosine-N4-)-methyltransferase activity. NCBI's taxonomy places the organism in Eukaryota, Metazoa, Arthropoda, Malacostraca, Decapoda, Cambaridae. Gene Ontology annotation, biological process: rRNA base methylation. The record is from RefSeq and is a predicted model, not a curated record.